CCUCCCAGCUCCUGACCCAGCCAGCAGACUCCCAGGAGGAGAUCACGGCCCGCCACCACAUCGCUGACCAGCUGGAGCGUCGCUUCAUCCCCCGCCCCUCUGCAAGAGCUCCCUGUUCGCAGAGUUCAACAACGAGCUGAAGAUCCUCAAGGAGGCCGUGCACAGUGGCUCUGCGUACCAGGGCAAGACGUCCAUCAGCACAGUGGGCACGUCCACCUCUGCCUACCGCCUGUCGCUGGCCACCAUGUCCCGGUCCAACACGGGCACGGGCACAGUGUGGGAGCAGGAGAGCCAGCCGUCACGCCAGCCCUCUCAGGACACGCUAAGCCGCACUGACGAGGAUGACGAACAGGAGCAGGAAGAGAAUGACUCUAUCAGUAUUCCCAGUGUGGUGAGUGAACAUGAGGUCUUCCUGCCCAGGCUCAUCACCCAGCGACGCUUCUCUAGUCACGCCACGGGCAGCGCCCAGCCUGAGCCCAGCACCCGCAGCACCAUGCUGCCCAGCCACAGUGAACCCAAUGUGCUAGAUGAGUCUCAAGGACUGGAAGAGGGUAACCUGUCUAGGGUGGCCAGUGUGCAGAGUGAACCAGGCCAGCAGAACCUCUUGAACCAACCUCCGCUGGGACGCAAUAGAGGACUGAGACAGUUGCGACGCCCCCUGCUGUCUCUUCCGAAGAGUGAGGCGCGAGGACCAGGUCGCUCUGGAGCCCGACUCUCCGCCACCCGCAGGAGCAUCCAGCCCAAGAACAAACCUCUGGAAACUUUAUUGGACUGCGAAGCCACCCACGUGUGGGACCAGAAGAGGGUGGUCACCUUCACAGAGGGCCAGCAGGCUCAGGCAAAGUCCCCCGACCCCGGUGGCGCCAAUGCGCACCCAGAGGGCAGGAAGGCCAGCCCGGCCCCUCCAAUCGCUCCCCCUGCUGCCCCUGGGGCCUCAUCCUCGGCCACCGUCAAAGCUGACCUCCACAGCCCUGCCAAGAAACAGUUAUCGAUGGAGAGCAAGGAGAAACGAGAACAGUGGGGCCUCCGCAGCAGCCUCUCUCCUCGGCCCUCCAUCUCCCGCGCCUCCACCCCCACCCCACCCUCCUCCUGCUCUCCUCUCCCUCCUCCACCUCUCCCCAUCUCCCGCGCCUCCACCCCCACCCCACCCUCCUCCUGCUCUCCUCUCCCUCCUCCACCUCUCCCCAUCUCCCGCGCCUUUACCCCCACCCCACCCUCCUCCUGUUCUCCUCUCCCUCCUCCACCUCUCCCCAUAUCCCGCGCCUCCACCCCCACCCCACCCUCCUCCUGCUCUCCUCUCCCUCCUCCACCUCUCCCCAUCUCUCGCACCUGUUCUCCCCUCCCCCCUCUGCCGAUCCUGGGGAUCCGACCCCCCGCUCCCCCCACCCACCUCUUCCAUCCUGGUCCGUCCUCCCAUCAGACCCCCGAGAGCCCCGAGGACGAGGACACGACUGCCCUGCUGGGGAGGAACGUAGACACCCUCCUCCACAUUUCAGAGGACAAUGGGGGCACAGAGAACCCCCUGCUCGCCCCCCUACUCUCCCCCCGCCGCUUGCCCGCCCUGGCCCCACACCACUCCCCCGCCCUGCCCCCCCGCCGCUCCCCCCUCCCCAUCUCCCCAGUCGACCUGGACCUGGAUGAGUCCCACGUCUGAGAAGCGUCCCUGUAACGUUUCAGUAACGUUUUGUUAACAUUUCAGUAACAAAACUCGUAACGUAACGUUAUAACUAGGGCCAGGAGUUUUUCCCUGACUGAACUUGCGUGACCGCACUAGGAAAAAGUCCUGGCCCUAGUUACAAGGCUCUAAACUACAGACGUAGGCUAUAACUAGGGCCCGGAGUUUUGACCCUUUAGGUUAAAUCACAUGGUCCGGCUGGGGAAACUCCUGGCCCUAGUUAUGACCCUGGCAGGGUGGCUUCUCUGUUUCGGUCCCCUUCUAUAUCUUUGGAGUCUGUGUUUAGACAUUGAGCUGCCUGAUAACUCUGUAUAUUUCUAGCUAAAGGAGGUCAGAGGGUGUUUGAAAAAUGAGGAACCUGUUGGAAUACUCUGAAAAUAAAAAUGCAUCCUCCCUUCCUUGAUCUGAUCUGACAUAAAAUGACUGGUGAAAUCAGUGCAGUAGAAUCCUUGCUCUCACCUAUCCAAUCACGUUAGAUUAGUGAUUACCUCGAGAAAAGAAGGGAGGAAAGAUGCAUCUUUAGAGUAUUAGAACAGGGCCAAGGACCAAUACCUGUUAGUGUUCUCGUCUUGCCCACUCCCCUGCCCCUCUCUCUCCUUCUCUCUCUGCUCUCUUCUGUCCUGUUAGAGCACCAAGAUGAAAUCCACACUUCACUAUGUCUACAGUCCCAGUGCCAGUACAUCCUCACCUCUGACAUUUUAACCCAUCUCAUACCAAAGUAUUCAAAUCAAAUGCAGAAUCAACAUGCCUUCUUCACACGUCAGGGUGGAUUAAUCCAUGGAGUCCCAACAGGUGAUCAGGUGGGACUGUUACUGUUGCUAGGUAGAUCACCUUCUAUUUGUUGUGUUCUAUUGAAAAGAGAAGGGAGAGUUUCCAGCCAUUGGCUGCUACAAACAGACAUCUGUUUACCUUUUGGUUGACCUUGUCACCUCCCAAGAACUGUUUACAGUGAAGCUGCUGAAGGGUAAACUGUUGACUAGAGAAAUUAAAUGUAUAUUAGCUAUAAUAUUAUGAAAUGUAUUAUAUUUAAACCUGAAGACUAUUUUAAAGAAAUAUUUAAUAUAUAUAAUUGUCAAAGUAUUGCAGAGAGACAUAGUAUGUUUGUCAUUAGGAUAAUAUAUUAGUGGCCUCCCAGGUGGCCACACUGCGGUCUAGGGCACUGCAUCGCAGUGAAGCGUCACUACAGACCCAGGUUCGAUCCCAGGCUGUGUCACAACCGGCCGUGACCGGGAGUCCCAUAGGGCGGCGCACAAUUGGCCUAGCGUGGUCUGGGUUAGGGGAGGGUUUGGCCGGGGGGGGCUUUACUUGGCUCAUUGUGCUCUCGUGACUCCUUGUGGCGGGCCGGGCACCUGCAGGCUGAAAUUAGAAGUCAGUUGAAUGGUGUUUCCUCUGACACAUUGGUGCAUCUGGCCUCCGGGUUAAGUGGGUGGGUGUUAGGAGCGUGGUUUGGCUGCUAAUGUUUCAGAGGACGCAUGACUCGACAUUUGCAUUUUUGUCGAGAAAAGGGGGGGGAAACCAGAAUGUUUAUUUAUUAAUAGAUGGAUAGAUAUAAUUAUUUGACAUAAUUAUUUAUAUUUAAUACUUAUAAAGUAUUUAUCCUCUUGGGGUUUCUAGGUUUGAUUGAUUGACAAUUGACACACUGGGUGGUUGUUAUUUUCCUGUUGAGUCUGUUAGAUGAGAAGAGGUUCUUUAUGGAGGUUGAGUCUGUUAGAUGAGAAGAGGCUCUUUAUGGAGGUUGAG
Messenger RNA from Oncorhynchus masou masou (cherry salmon), 3415 nucleotides. Its product is annotated as protein unc-80 homolog. The record is from RefSeq and is a predicted model, not a curated record. The transcript is spliced from 9 exons. Gene Ontology annotation, biological process: monoatomic cation homeostasis. Lineage: Eukaryota; Metazoa; Chordata; Actinopteri; Salmoniformes; Salmonidae. The coding region runs from base 245 to 1654 and encodes 469 amino acids. Gene Ontology annotation, molecular function: monoatomic cation channel activity. Gene Ontology annotation, cellular component: axon; cation channel complex.